AUGGUGGCCGAAACCAAGCUAUAUGAUGCCUUGAGCAUCAAACCCGAUGCUACACAAGACGAAAUUAAGAAGGCUUAUCGCAAGGCAGCCUUGAAAUAUCACCCUGACAAGAAUAAAGACAAUCCCGAGGCGGCUGAAAAGUUCAAAGAGGUCUCACAGGCCUACGAAGUUCUGUCCGACCCCGAGAAGCGCCAGGUGUACAACCAAUACGGUCUUGAGUAUCUCCUCCGCGGCGGUCCUCCGCCCUCACCGGGUGGUGGUGGAGGCGGCCCUGGCGCUGGCCCUGGUGGCAUGCCUGGAGGAUUCAAUUUUGGCGGCAUGCCCGGCGGUGGUGGUAGCCGAACAUUCCACUUCUCAACCGGUGGCGGUGGCGCCGAUGGGUUCAGCUUCAGUAAUGCAGACGACAUCUUCCGCGAGUUCGCCAAAGGUGGCACCGGCGGUGGCAAGGGUGGCUUUGAUGAUGAUGACCUAUUCUCGAUGUUGAAUGGCGGCCUGGGUGGCGGCGGAUUCCGCCGCCCUAAGGGAGGAUUCCCGCAGAAGAAGCGCGCUCCUACGCCUGAACCUACCAUCAUCGAGAAGGACCUACCUGUCUCCCUCGAGGAGCUCUUCCAUGGCGCCACUAAGAAGGUAAAGACUCGGAGCAAGACCUUCGAUUCCAGUGGCAAGCUCAGUUCCCGCGAAGUUAUCUUAGAAGCCAAGAUCAAGCCAGGUCUGCGCAGUGGAUCAAAGAUCAAGUACAAGAACUUUGGCGACUCAGAGGAAGGUGGUCACCAGGAUAUGCAUCUGAUUGUAAAGGAGCAAAAACAUGAAAUUUUCACACGCUCCGGCGACAAUCUCAUUGUCAACGUCGAUCUCACCUUGAAGGAGGCCUUAACCGGCUGGGAACGAAUCGUUCAGACUAUCGAUGGAAAAUCCAUUCGGGUUUCCAAGCCCGGCCCAACACAACCCGGCCACCAGGAACACUACCCCGGCCUCGGCAUGGUGAUCUCCUCGAAGCCCGGCGAACGAGGCGAUCUCGUUGUCCACGUUAAUGUCAAGUUCCCUACCACUCUUCCACCUGCCACCAAAGACAUUCUGCGGGACGUAUUGCCCUAA
Penicillium waksmanii is the source of this 1095-nucleotide messenger RNA. RefSeq names its product putative DnaJ domain protein Psi. Gene Ontology annotation, biological process: translational initiation. Gene Ontology annotation, cellular component: cytosol. The record is from RefSeq and is a predicted model, not a curated record. Bases 1 to 1095 code for a protein of 364 amino acids. NCBI's taxonomy places the organism in Eukaryota, Fungi, Ascomycota, Eurotiomycetes, Eurotiales, Aspergillaceae. Gene Ontology annotation, molecular function: protein-folding chaperone binding. The transcript has 3 exons.